GUUGGAAUUCUCCCGUCCGGGGAGACAGAUUGGCUUGGGAAAGUCCCUUCGGCUUCUCCCUCCCUCUCCGAAGCUCCUCCCCUUCAGCGCCGGCCUCGGUUGCCGUGGCGACGAAAGCGGCGUUGCCGGUUGCUAAGAUGGUGGGCCGGCGGCCGCGCGGCUCCGGAGCCCGCUGAGGGGGCUUCUCUGGGUGCUUCCCAGGCGGCAAGUGGGGCUCGCGGGGACCCCGCUGCGGGCAGUCCGAGGAGCCCCGAACGCGAACGCCCGAACCCUGUCAGACCCACCGCGCGCCGGGGCGUAUGACUGGGCCUGUGUAGGGCGGAGAAGAGGAUGGCGGCGGAAGGCUAAGGGUGGAUGGAGCUUGGCGGCGGCGGCGGUGGAGGCGGCAGCAGCGGCGCUUCCUACUACCCCACCUCCUGGAGGCCGGCAACCGCGGUGGCGGCAGAGCACAGCAGCCCGGCUUUGGGGAGGGCGCCCGAGGAAGUUGCUACUGCCGGAGCCGACCUCUCCGCGGCUGCUCCAAGCUGGAGGAAAGGCUUGUCGGAAAGUGCCCCGCCGCGGGGACUUGGCCGCCGGUCCUUGAACGCCUUCGUCCCUUGCACAAAUCUAAAGGUUCUUCUUGAAAGAGAUUUAUCAAAAGAGCGUCAUGAGUUGCUGAAAGAUCAAAGAUUGUUUCGUAAUCGAGCAAGAAAACAUUCUAUAGAAACAAAUAAAAGAAGGAGACAACUUGAAGAAAAAUGGAAAGAGAGUGAAGAAAAAGAACAAAAAUUUAGAGAACAAAUAUUGCUGCAGAGGAAACUGAAACAUCAGGAAGCAACUGAAAAAUUCCAGCGCAGCCAUAUUUCAUCUUCACAGCGCAAAAAAGUACAGAGAAAGCCAGAAAAUAAAUUGGAUGAAGCCCAGAAAUUUCAGGUUUCAGGAUUAUCAUCAUCUAGAGUCAUUGGAAG
Messenger RNA from Thamnophis elegans (Western terrestrial garter snake), 947 nucleotides. Its product is annotated as centrosomal protein of 126 kDa-like. The transcript is spliced from 4 exons. The record is from RefSeq and is a predicted model, not a curated record. Lineage: Eukaryota; Metazoa; Chordata; Lepidosauria; Squamata; Natricidae. Gene Ontology annotation, biological process: cytoplasmic microtubule organization; mitotic spindle organization; non-motile cilium assembly. The annotation marks the transcript as partial. Gene Ontology annotation, cellular component: ciliary base; midbody; centrosome.